AUGCUGCCCCCAUUCGACUAUUUCACCUACCGCCGUAUACGCAAUCAAAAACAAGCGGAACGCGCUGCCCGGUUUACCUCGUUACCAUACCCUUACCACCUUCACAUCACCGAGACCGACCAGGAUAUCAUCGACCAACCAAUCGAGGACUUGGUACGCGAUGUCCAAGCCGACACCACCUCUCCGCUGAACGUCCUGCGCACAUAUGGCAAAGUUGCGGUGAGAGCACAGAAGCGCACCAACUGCAUCACAGAGCUACUUCUUCCCGAGGCAGAGUCAUGGCUCAAGUCCGAUAUCAACUUAAAGGGACCCCUAGCGGGAAUUCCCGUCUCUCUCAAGGAUUCAAUCCAGGUCAAGGGCUUCGAUACAAGCGUCGGCUACGCGGCAUUCGCCAAUAAGCCAGCCCAAGAGGAUGGUCCCAUGGCGCGACUACUCAAGGAUGCCGGAGCUGUGCCCUAUGCAAAGACCGCGUUGCCGAUUACCUUGCUAUCUUUUGAGUCAGCCAAUGGCCUUUGGGGCACCUGCUUGAACCCUCAUGUCCCAGGUUACUCCCCCGGUGGCUCGACUGGCGGAGAAGGCGCCCUUCUGGCGCUGGGUGGUCGUAUCGGCAUUGGCUCUGAUGUUGCUGGAUCGGUCCGUGUCCCUGCUGCAUGGAGUGGGAUCUACUCGCUGCGCUGCAGUACUGGUCGCUGGCCCAAGGCUGGUGUCAGCACCAGCAUGCCGGGCCAAGAAGGUAUUCCCAGUGUCUUCAGCCCAAUGGCUCGCACCCUGAAUGACCUCACCUACUUCACCCGCGCGAUCAUCAACAUGCAGCCUUGGAAGUACGAUCAUUCUGUGCACCCCAUUUCGUGGCGUGGAGAUCUCGAGACCGAAGCUCAGAGCAAGCCCCUCCGCAUUGGUCUGAUGAGCAACGAUGGUGUCGUACCUCCAACUCCUGCAAUCGAACGCGCCGUUGCAACGACCGUCGCAGCUCUAACUGAAGCCGGCCACACCGUCUCAGAAAUCACCACCCCAUCCAACGCAGACCCAUUCACCGGCCUAAACCUGGCAUCACAACUCCUCAAUUCCGACGGCUGCCACCACUUCGAAUCCAACCUACACACCUUCGAGCCAUCAGACCCAGGCGCAAACCAACUCCGCCGAGUCGCCCACCUCCCCCGACCCGUACGUUAUCUCUACUACCUGUACGUGCGCUACAUCAAGCGCGACAAAGCCCUCGCAACCCUAAUCCGCAACUUUGGCCCGAAAACCGCCGCCCAAUUAUGGACACUAACCGCCGCCCGCGAGUCAUUCCGCGCAACCUGGCACCAAUGGUGGGAUGCUGAAGCCCAGCAAUAUGACUUUAUUCUGUGCCCGGUCAACGCGACACCCGCACUACCGCACAAAGCCAUGCACGACGCCGUCUCCUCGUGCGGCUACACGUUUUUGUGGAACCUGCUUGAUUACUCCGCCGGUGUGAUACCGGUCGGCCAUGUGGAUGCUGUGCGUGACGCUCUUGUCACCCCUUACAAGACGGUGCUUAAGCGACUGGGUGCGGAUAAUGCUAUUGCCCGUGGGGCGUGGAAGCAUUAUGAUUCUGGAAAGAUGGCGGGUUUGCCUACGGCUGUGCAGAUUGUUGGGAGGAGAUGGCAGGAGGAGCAGGUUUUGGGGUAUAUGGCUGCGGUGGAGAAGGCUUUGGAGGUUUAUAUUGAUCCAGCGACUGGGGGGAGUGCGAAGUAUUCUCUGCUGGAGAUUGAUUAG
This is a messenger RNA of Penicillium waksmanii, 1740 nucleotides long. RefSeq names its product putative acetamidase. Lineage: Eukaryota; Fungi; Ascomycota; Eurotiomycetes; Eurotiales; Aspergillaceae. The record is from RefSeq and is a predicted model, not a curated record. Bases 1 to 1740 code for a protein of 579 amino acids. The transcript has 4 exons.